Melampsora larici-populina 98AG31 is the source of this 951-nucleotide messenger RNA. RefSeq lists its product as uncharacterized. Lineage: Eukaryota; Fungi; Basidiomycota; Pucciniomycetes; Pucciniales; Melampsoraceae. The coding region runs from base 1 to 951 and encodes 316 amino acids. The transcript is spliced from 5 exons. The record is from RefSeq and is a predicted model, not a curated record.
AUGGUUCCCGCUCCCUACCCCUUAUGGAAUGUCUUUCCGGCCCCACCUGAGGUUGAUAUUAAAGGUGAUCGUAAAAAGAUGGAUGAUUACGUUAAAGACUUUGUUCUAUCACACGGCUAUAAGAUCUCCAUACGACACUCUUCAACUGAUAAAUGCAACAUCUGCCACUAUCACUGUCAUCGAGGUGGUCUACCUCACAAACCAAAGCCCAAUACCUCCACCACUUCAUCCAUUACCACCGAUGAGAAACCCUCACGAGCGAGUAGAUCGAUCAAAAUUCAAUGUCCUUUUCAUCUCACCGCCAAGUACAAUCCAACGACCGAUGUUUGGCGCCUUACUCAUGUCCAAAUAGGCCACAACCAUGAAGCAAUGUCAGAUGAAACACCAGUCGUCAAUCAUAAUCCUUACCCGCCAGAAAUCAUCAGCCGAGCAUCGCGCAUCGUUGAGCUAUCACCAAGAAAACAGGGCCUGAUCUUGCAAGAGUUAGAUUCGCUGUUGGAUCAGUACACUACAUCUGCCAUGCGCACAAACAUUAUCAAAACCGAUGAUGAGGCACAUAUGAGCACUCAGAACAAAGAAACGAUUGAAAUCUGCGUUGUGAAUGAUACCGUUAUGGAGGACAAUAACAUUGUCAUCAAUCCGGGCAAAGUCUUACCAACUGAGGUGUCCAAGAGCUCUAACACUUCAGGGCAAAAAUCGAAUGACGAUAACGAGCUGUCAUCAGCCGAAGCACUUGAAGAUGGAAUCCCAGAUUCCGUUUCCGCUAAAGAUAGUCAACGAGGCGGUUCAAAGGCAAAGCGCGCUGCGCCUGCUGACAAGCUGUCGGAUGUCAAGAAAGCUGGCGUUGGAACCAUCAAAAAGUCAAAGACGAAAAGUCACUCGAAGAAAGUGCCACUUGCUACGGCCCCAUGCACGCGGUCGAGCAGGCGUAGCACUCGUCGAGUCCCUUGA